AUGACUCUCACUGCCACCACCGUGGCGGCGAUGGCUGCGAUGGCUGUGGAUCUGCCGGCUCUAUCACUGAGAGCAUGCUCCGUUCUCUUGUUUACAGUGUCCACUGGGAUGUCACUUGUAAUGAGCAAAAUCCAGCCCUUACAACUGGCUGAAGAGCAACGCAAUGCCUCAAGGUUGUUCAAGCAGCUCCAGAGCGAGAUCAAGUCGAUGCUCGCCCUCCAAUCCUCGACUGAAUCAGACGUAGAGGACACGAAAGAGAAGGUGCUGGCCCUUGAUAGGGCUUAUCCACUGCCUCUGCUUGGAGCGAUGCUCGAGAAGUUCCCCAUGAAAUUUGAGCCUGCCGCAUGGUGGCCUAGGGUUUUCAACAACCGCGGCCAAUCCCGAGGGCGCAAAACCGUCACAAACACAGAGCGAAACGGAUGGAGCGAGGAGCUAGAAGUGGAGAUGAGAGCCAUCGUCCAAGUCCUCAAGAGCAAAGACAAGCAAGAGUACUUGAGGCUCGGGAAUUUGGCCCUAAAAUUGAAUAAGAUGAUGGCGGUUUCUGCUCCUUUGCUGGCCGGCAUGGCUGUGGCCGGAUCAGCCUUUGGUGGCUUGACAGCCAUGACGGUGGCGGCCAUUGCUGGUGCAAUGGCGGCUAUCAUCAACGUCAUCGAGCAUGGAGGUCAAGUUGGUAUGGUCGUGGAGAUGUACAGAAACUAUGCAGGGUUCUUCGAUCUUAGGGAAGAGACGAUCAAAGCGACGCUAGAAGAGAGCGACUACAGCAAGAGAGAGAACGGAGAGAUGUUCGAGAUGAAGGUGGCGAUGAAGCUGGGGCAGAGCUUGUCACAGCUCCGAGAUUUAGCAAAAAAAUCAAGGGCUUCUGGUAUAGAAGAGGUGGAUGAGUUUGGAAGCCAGCUUUUCUGA
Molecule: messenger RNA, 903 nt
Organism: Eucalyptus grandis
Lineage: Eukaryota; Viridiplantae; Streptophyta; Magnoliopsida; Myrtales; Myrtaceae
Product: probable F-box protein At4g22030
Exons: 1
Coding region: 1-903 (300 amino acids)
Source: RefSeq, a predicted model, not a curated record